AUGAUCGAAGUCCAUCCUAACGAGGUAGUUGUCCAAUUUUUCUGCGGAUUACAUACCGCUCGCCUGGAUCCCUGGCACGGGCCGAACGGUCUGGUCCGUUCUAUCGCCAUGCAGCUUUUGAUGAAACUAGUCAAAAUGAACAUUUUAGACUUGAACUUCAUCAACAAUCGGGACUACCUGAGAGACCUCGAGGAGCACGACUUAAAUGCACUUUGCGAGACACUUUACUCGCUCGUGUCUCAGUUCCCGGCCGACACAACAGUGUACUGCAUCAUCGACUCCAUUUCUUGGUUCGACAAAGACAAGACUUUCACGGAUCUCGCCGCCGUAAUGGAAUGGCUGCAAUACAUGGUUGAGGACCGGUCACUGAUUCCUAUGUUCAAGAUACUGCUGACAAACCCGAUGAAAAGCACCAGGAGAAUGAAGGAGCUGCCGGUGUUCAAAGAGAACCCGGCUAGACUUGUUACUCUUUCCUCGAGGAAUCUGGUGCCCAUGGGAAUAUCUAACAGAGCAAUUGAACGUCAACUUUCCAGAUCCCCGUCACCGUCACCGCUCGCGCCCAAGAGGGGCUUGCCUAGAACUCCAAGACAGGAAAGUUAUGACGAUGAUUAUGAUGGAUGUUACGGGGCGGCGUCUGGAGUUGCCGCUUCAUCAUGA
Molecule: messenger RNA, 657 nt
Organism: Aspergillus niger
Lineage: Eukaryota; Fungi; Ascomycota; Eurotiomycetes; Eurotiales; Aspergillaceae
Exons: 2
Coding region: 1-657 (218 amino acids)
Source: RefSeq, a predicted model, not a curated record